AGGUUUUGUAAUAUAAAGCUGUACUGUUUUUAAUUUAGUUUUGUUGGGUUUUUUUUCCUGGAAAAUUUUGAGCCUGUUUUAGCUGGUUGAGCUUAGAAUCCAAAUGAAAUUUUGAUACAAUCUUAAGAAAAAAAGAUAAUAUUUUUUAAAAAAUUAAAGCUUUAAGUUUUAACUAUGGAAUCAAAGGAUUUUGUAACUGCUACUGCUGGAGUUACAGUGGUAGGAUUCGAUGCUCAAUCGGACUACCACAUAGCUCCGAGGUCCGAAAACUCGACCCAAAACCCGACCCCGGGAUCCGCCUCACCGAAACAGGCGGCGCAACCGGGGGUACCUCUGCCGGUUUCGGUGGCGGGUAUGCCAGAGAAGAAGAAGAGGGGAAGGCCUAGAAAAUACGGACCAGACGGUUCAGUCACCAAAGCGCUCUCUCCGAAGCCUAUAUCAACAGCUGCGCCGCCUUCGGUUAUCGACUUCUCCGCCGUGAAGAGAGGGAAAGUGAAGUAUCCGACGUCGUUUUCGAAGUCUAAGAAAGAGCUGGAGAAUUUAGGUGAAUGGGUUGCAUGCUCUGUUGGGGCUAAUUUUACGCCGCAUAUCAUCACUGUUAAUUCUGGUGAGGACAUCACAAUGAAGAUUAUAUCUUUCUCCCAACAAGGGCCUCGAGCUAUAUGUAUUCUCUCUGCAAAUGGGGUCAUCUCAAGUGUCACUCUUCGGCAACCCGAUACUUCUGGGGGUACAUUGACAUAUGAGGGUCGUUUUGAGAUACUUUCCUUGUCCGGUUCAUUCAUGCCCAGUGAAAGCGGAGGAACAAGAAGCAGAUCCGGUGGGAUGAGCGUUUCAUUAGCAAGUCCAGAUGGACGUGUAGUAGGUGGUGGAGUCGCUGGUCUCCUAGUAGCUGUGGGUCCCGUGCAGGUUGUAGUGGGGAGCUUUCUAACCGGGAACCAGCACGAACAGAAUCUGAAGAAACAGAAGCAUGAGUCGAUGACCAUAUCAGCUGCAACGCCAAUGUCCAUUAUUCCCAUUUCCUAUGCCCAUCCCAAACUAAACAUCUCCUCAUCCGUCCGCACCGAUACUUGGUCGCCGACUGAUUCAAGUACUAAGCCCGCCGACAUUAAUGCAUCUCUGCAUGGAGCCUAAUCUACACAUCACAAGGUUUGAUAUCAAAAGCACCAUUUAAUCUCGUUCUCACCAUAGUAGUAGUUGUUUUAUGUGUAAGCUUAUCGACUUCACCGGUACCGGCAUGUUCAUGUCCGGCUCGGGUUUUUUUACCCUAUUCACCAUUAGGUAGUCUUUUGAGUGUAAUGUUUAGUGAGAGAAAUGACCUUUCU
Molecule: messenger RNA, 1322 nt
Organism: Hibiscus syriacus
Lineage: Eukaryota; Viridiplantae; Streptophyta; Magnoliopsida; Malvales; Malvaceae
Product: AT-hook motif nuclear-localized protein 1-like
Exons: 5
Coding region: 175-1131 (318 amino acids)
Molecular function (GO): minor groove of adenine-thymine-rich DNA binding
Source: RefSeq, a predicted model, not a curated record